Molecule: messenger RNA, 1086 nt
Organism: Camelina sativa (false flax)
Lineage: Eukaryota; Viridiplantae; Streptophyta; Magnoliopsida; Brassicales; Brassicaceae
Source: RefSeq, a predicted model, not a curated record
GUGGAAGAGAGAGAAAGAGAAAUGAGCUGAGAUUUUGCGACGGAGGAGGUUUGUCUUUUGCGACGUAGUACGAACCCUAAAUCCUCUUUUAGCUCUGCCUUCCAUCUUCAAGCUCCCCUGAAAAUCUCAGCUUUCAUCGAAUCUUUCUCAAAGUAAUCACCUUUUUCUUCUUUCUACUGUGGAUUGGUCUUAUCGUUCUUCGAAUCAGUUUCCAGAUGUUUAGAUUCUCUUGGCGUUUUUUUUUUUUUGGCACCCAAUUAGGUGAAAUUUUGAAUUGCGUAGCGGCUCCAAAAUCAUGCUCUUCAAUAGGCUAUCAAGAUUAGGUUCUCGCAUUGUUAAAGAGCUCCCAAGAGAGAGGCAUUUCUCAAUGCGUGGAAAGAGGAUUACACAAAGGUCUUAUGGCCAAUAUCUGCAAUCUUCGCCAAUGCCACGAAGGCAAACUAGGAGUUUCCAUGAAGCAUUUUUCUCGAAUAAUCAUAUGUUUUCUGCAUCAUAUAGCACAGCCUCUGAAAAAAGUGGCGAAGAAACAGAAAAGAUAAACGUUAUCUUUGUUGAUAAAGAUGGAGAGGAAAUUCAUGUUAAGGUCCCCAUUGGAAUGAACAUCCUUGAAGCUGCUCAUGAAAAUGAUAUUGAACUCGAAGGGGCGUGUGAAGGUUCUCUAGCAUGUUCGACGUGCCAUGUCAUUGUUAUGGACACCGAAUACUACAACAAACUAGAAGAACCAACAGAUGAAGAGAAUGAUAUGCUAGAUCUUGCUUUUGGGUUAACAGAAACGUCGCGAUUGGGAUGUCAAGUCAUUGCAAAACCAGAGCUAGAUGGAGUACGCUUAGCCAUUCCUUCAGCCACCAGAAAUUUUGCGGUUGAUGGGUUUGUUCCAAAACCUCACUAGUCACACUAAAGCCUCGGAGCUGAGGGGUUAUUUUGAGUUUACACUGGUUUACUAUCCGAAAAAAAAUCUCAUUACAUAAAAUUACCCUUAGGGAGUUAUACAAAUGUAUUUCAGACGGUGAGAUUUUAAUUGCAGCCUUGUCUUAUUGUUUCUUGAGUUUGAUUUAGAUUAUUGACAAAGCUAAAGAUAUUGAUGAA